Molecule: messenger RNA, 969 nt
Organism: Insectozyma verbasci
Lineage: Eukaryota; Fungi; Ascomycota; Pichiomycetes; Serinales; Debaryomycetaceae
Source: the annotation of a GenBank genome assembly
AUGUCAAAUUCAACAAUUGAAAUUGGAUCAGAUUCAAUCUUUUUACCACAUUAUAGAGGUAGAUUAACUGAAGGAGUCACUUAUGAUUACAGAAAUCAUUCAAUUUUAUGGGUUGAUAUAAUUCAAGGUCAAAUUAAUCGAGUUUUUCUUGAUAAUUUAUCAUUUAUUGAAUCUAUAAAAUGGGAUAAAAGUGGUGAAUCAAUUGGUGCAAUCACUUUAACAAAUGAUGAAAAUAUUUAUCUUGCAUGUUCAAAAUCUGGUUUAGCUUAUGCAAAUUUUAAAAUUAAAAAAUUGACAUAUUUUUUUAAAUAUCCUGAUUCAGAUUUUAGAUUAAGAUCAAAUGAUGGUAUAAUUGAUCCUUUUGGUAAUUUAUGGAUUGGGUUAAUGACUGAUUUUGAUUUAUCUGCAAAAGAAGGAGGUAUUAAGCCAGAAGGAAAAUUAUAUAGAAUUACACCAGAUUUAAAAAUUGAUUUAAUGAUUUCUGAUAGUUUAAUUUCAAAUGGUUUAGCUUUUAAUUCAAAGGGAACUGAGUUUUAUUGGACAGAUUCAUUAACUUAUACAAUUUGGAAAUUUGAUUAUGAUGUAAAAUCAAAUAAAUUAUCUAAUAAAAGGCCAUUUUUCCAAUCAAAAUUACAUUUUAAAGAAUUUGAAUCUCCUGAACCUGAUGGUUUAUGUAUUACAAAUGGUGAUGAAAUUUAUACUACUGUUUUCAGUACUUCAACUGUUGUUCAUUUAAGUAAAAAUGGUGAUAUUUUGGAAAAAUUUGAAAUUGAUGCUAAAAGAGUUACUUGUGUUACUAUUGGAGAUAAUUCUUUAUAUGUAACUACUGGUAACUUAAAAUUAGAUGAUUUUAAAGCUGAAAUUGAUUCAAAUGAUAAAUCAGGUGAUUUAGGUGGAUUUUUAUUCAAAAUUGAAACUGGGAAACCUUUAAAUGGUCAAAGAAAAGCAAUUUGGGGAGGUAAAGUGUAA